GGGAUGAUUCAGUGGAAUGUCUUUGAAUGGGGUCGUCAGUUGAGGUGUGAGCAGAGAACAAACCCAGACGGCAACAACGGACUGUCUGUGGGUUUCUUCACCAAAAUAUACAACAAGGACAAAGUAAAAACACUUACGGAUCAUCUGGCAGGUCGUUAGGUGACACCCAGGUGUGAUCACGAACAAGAAGUGAACUACCAUGGAAAGUUUUCGGUUUGCACUUUAACUUUUAACGGUUCAGAUGUCUCGAGCAUCAGUGAGUUGUUGAUUUCGCGGGCUUUUGUCGCGGGGAUGUUGUUGACACUCUCCGUCACGGCGCUCGUGCUGUGCGCGUGGCCGGUGAGCCUCGCGCACGGCUGCCAGCUCCCCACGGAGUGGCGGCCGCUGAGCGACGGGUGCCGCGCAGAGCUGGCGGAGAUCAUCAUAUAUGCGAAGGUGCUUGCCAUUCACCGGGAGCAGUAUCACGGUGGGGCGGGGAGCCUGUACAACUCGCUCCCCUACCCGUACGGCUACGGGUACGAGGGCGCGGAGGAGGGUCUGCUUUAUUCGGCGGAGGUGGAGCUACUGUGCGACCAGGCCUGGGGGAGCAUGCUGGAGGUGCCAGCGGGCUCCCGGCUCAACCUCACCGGCCUGGGGUACCUGUCGUGCCAGUCGCACACGGUGAUGGAGAACUACUCGUACAUCUUCUUCCUCCGGAUGGACGAGAACUACAACAUCCUGCCCCACGGCGUCAACUUCCAGGACGCCAUCUUCCCCGACACGCUGGAGAACCAGCGCAUGUUCUCCAGCCUGUUCCAGUUCUCCAACUGCAGCAGCGGACCCGCCCAACUGCUCCGCCCACAAAGCAGAGGCCACGCCCCCCAGCCACUCCACCUGACCAGCACGGACUGGAACCAGCAGGAAGACAGCCGGCAUCUGGAGACCGGUAAGCCUCCAUGGCGAUGUCUUCCAGGAUGUCAGCUGCUGUGCUCCUCGGUGCAGGAGGCCCUGUUGGAGGAGGAGGAGCGCGGCAGGAAGCUGCGGGAGCGGCUGGCGGCGGCGGAGCGGCGGAACCGCCAGCUGAAGGGCCGCGUGCGGAAGGCCAAGCGCUCGCUGCGGACCGCCCGGCUGGAGGCGCGGCGCUCCCAGCAGGAGAACCAGGAGCUGCUGGCCCGGGUGGGGAGGGAGGGGCGGCGGGCGGGGCACCACCUCAACGCCAUCGCCCCCCAGGGGGAGGAGCCAGCGCCGCCGAGCGGGCGCAAGGGCGGAGCCAUGAGACGGAGAACGCCGCUGUAGCGUGGAUAGGCGCGCACAUACGUACACACACACGCACUCGCACGCACAUACACACACACACGCGCACUCACACGUACGCACACACAUACAAACACACACACGCACUCGCA
Molecule: messenger RNA, 1385 nt
Organism: Gadus morhua (Atlantic cod)
Lineage: Eukaryota; Metazoa; Chordata; Actinopteri; Gadiformes; Gadidae
Gene: ccdc3a
Product: coiled-coil domain containing 3a
Exons: 5
Coding region: 292-1275 (327 amino acids)
Biological process (GO): negative regulation of gene expression
Cellular component (GO): extracellular region
Source: RefSeq, a predicted model, not a curated record